Molecule: messenger RNA, 2634 nt
Organism: Gavialis gangeticus (Gharial)
Lineage: Eukaryota; Metazoa; Chordata; Crocodylia; Gavialidae
Gene: POLL
Product: DNA polymerase lambda
Exons: 8
Coding region: 59-1819 (586 amino acids)
Biological process (GO): double-strand break repair via nonhomologous end joining
Cellular component (GO): nucleus
Molecular function (GO): DNA-directed DNA polymerase activity; DNA binding
Source: RefSeq, a predicted model, not a curated record
UCUCUCAUGUUUUGUUGCCUUGCAGUGUGUGCCCGGGGCACAGGGUAUCCCUCAGCCCAUGUUGCCCACCGGCAUUGUAAAAGCCUUUCCCAAGAGGAAGAAGGCAUGGGAUGGGGCGGAGCAGGUCCCCCCAAAGAUCGAGAAGGAGCCGGAGGCGGGGGGCCCUGAGGUUUGGCUGGCGUCUGUCAUUGCCUAUGUGCUGCCAGCGGGCAUGGGCCGGGCCAGGGCUGAAAUCUUCCACAAGCACAUCGUGCAGCAUGGGGGCCGUGUCUGCAGCCAGCCCUCGCCAGAGGUGACACACAUCAUUGUGAACGAAGGCAUGGAUGGAGGCCGGGCACUGCGGCUCCUGCGACUGGCUGCACUGCCCCCCAGCGUACGGCUGGUGACAGCCGCCUGGCUGAGCACGUGCAUUUCCGAGCGGAAGCUGCUGAGUACUGCUGGGUACGACGUCUUGGUCCCGGACAGUCCUCACAUGCCCAGCUCUGCUCAGCUCCAUGUGGUUGGUGGCAGGUCCCUGGAUGCACCGGAGAGGCAGACCUGCCAGAAGUCUCCCCUGGGCAAUGGGGAUGUCCAGCCCCAGGCACCAAAUGAGGCCCUGGGGCCAGAGGCUGAAGCACAGGUGGACGCCUCAGGGCAGCUGCUAGCAGAGGAGACAGGACCUCCAGCACAGAGAGUCUCUGAGGAUGAGGGAAGCGACAUGGAGGAGCCCAGUGUCACCCCAGCUGACCUGGAGGCACUGAUUUUGGGGCAUUGCCCCCCAACUCCAUCUGAAGGCUCUGCAGCAACCUCCCCACCUGUCGGCAGGUGGGUCUGUGCUCAGUCCUCCCACACCAGGAAGGAGAAUCACAACCAGUGCAUCACAGAGAAGCUGGAGGUGCUGGCGAAAGCCUACAGCAUCCAGGGAGAUAAGUGGAGGGCCCUGGGCUAUGCCAAAGCCAUCAAUGCCCUCAAGAGCUACCACAAGCCGAUCACGUCCUACGAGGAAGCCUGCAAGAUCCCUGGCAUCGGGAAGCGGAUGGCAGAGAAGAUCCAGGAGAUCCUGGCCAGCGGGCACCUGCGGAAGCUGGACCACAUCAGCGAGAGCGUGCCUGUGCUGGAGGUCUUCUCCAACAUCUGGGGCGCAGGUAUCAAGACUGCCCAGAUGUGGUACCAGCAGGGCUUCCGCACGCUGGAUGAGAUCCGCACCAAGGCCUCCCUCACCAGUCAGCAGGCCAUCGGCUUGAAGCACUACGAGGACUUCCUGGAGCGCAUGCCUCGUGCAGAGGCAGCUGAGAUAGAGCAGACGGUGCGGGAGGUGGCCCAGGCCCUGGAUCCUGGACUGGUGUGCGUGGCCUGUGGCUCCUAUCGCCGCGGCAAGCCCAGCUGUGGGGACGUGGAUGUUCUGGUGACCCACCCCGAUGGGCGCUCUCAUCGUGGCAUCUUCGCCAAGCUGCUCAACAGCCUCUGGCGCAGUGGCUUCCUCACUGACGACCUGGUGAGGCAGGAGGACAGCGGUGGUCAGAAGAAAUACCUGGGCGUGUGUCGGCUGCCCGGGCCAGGUCGGCACUACCGGCGCCUGGACAUCAUCGUGGUGCCCUAUGCCGAGUUUGGCUGUGCCCUUCUCUACUUCACCGGCUCGGCCCACUUUAACCGCUCCAUGCGUGCACUGGCCAAGACCAAGGGCAUGAGCCUGUCAGAGCACGCGCUCAGCACGGCUGUGGUCCGCGGCCCCAGGGGUGCCAAGGUGGCACCUGGCUUCGCCCUGCCUACCCCCACUGAAAGGGAUGUCUUUGCCGUGCUGGGGCUGCCCUACCGUGAGCCGUCUGAGCGAGACUGGUGACAGCUGUGAAUUCGGUGUCCCCCACUGCUGCUCCGUGGGGUGCAGGGUCAAUCCCCCAUGUGCACGGGGCAGGGAGUGGGGUCCCCAUCCUGGCCUUGCCCCCAGCGGUGUUGGGGGUGGAGCCCUGCCCACACCUGGCAGUGGAACAGGGUGGGCUCACAGCUCGGGGAGUCCUCCUUGCUGCUGGAGCCAUGAGCGAGGCAGGGAUGGGACUGCCCUAGUGCUGAGAGAGGCUUUCCAGGAAGCUGCAUCCACCUUGGGCUGGUGGAAAGAGUGUCUGGCCUCUCUUCAGGGCUUGGGCCAGGCCUGCUGGGGAGUCCCUGCUGGCACCGGUGCUGGGAGAGGAAUGUCUCUCCCCAUGGGGUUUGAAUGUAGCUUGGUGCAUUGGGGAUGUGUGUCUGUGGGCUCCACUGGUGGCUGUGCCCAUUGUCCCUUGCAGUGGCCAGAGGGUACCUCUGGUACCUCUGCCAGGGCAGCACUGCUGUGUAAGCCCAACCCCACGUCAGCUGGGGAGGGGGCAUGUACUUCUUGUAGCUGAAUAGCCCAACCCCCUGGGCGAGGGUUAUAUCCCCUUCCUCCCCCAGGCCCUGGGGACUCCCUGUCUUCUCUCAGGAGGGGAUCGGAUAUGCCUGGGGACUUUCAAGAGCCCUCCCUGGGUGCUGGAGCCCUCACCCUGUUGUGCUGCCUCAGGCCCCCGGCACUGCUGCUGUCUCUGAGCUGGGGCCCAGCACCUGCUGCUCAUGGAUGGUCCCCAAUGGGCCCUUCUCUGCCCCAGUGCCCCUGGGAGUGCAAUAAACCCACCCCCGUUGGACCCU